AUGUCUGCUUCAGACGACACAAUCGAGGUCCGCCAAAAGAAUACAUCCGUCGACCACGAGAGAAAAGACAUGAACAAUUCUGAGGCCGUCAACGCCGAGUACGCGGGCGAUGAUGCGUCCGAGGACGAGCAGCCGCUCCUCUGGAGUCGGAUCCGCAACUACUCGCUGGACUUCUUCUCCGAAUUCCUAGGCACCAUGAUCCUGAUCCUGUUUGGUGACGGCGUCGUGGCUCAGGUCGUCUUGUCCGACGACAAGAAGGGCGACUACCAGAGUAUUUCGUGGGGUUGGGGUAUCGGUGUCAUGCUGGGCGUGUAUGUCGCCGGCAAGUCGGGUGGCCAUCUCAACCCUGCGGUCACGCUUGCCAACUGCGUGUACCGCGGCCUCCCCUGGAAGAAGUUUCCCGUCUACUUUAUGGGGCAGCUCUUGGGCGCCAUGACCGGCGCUGCCAUUGUCUACGGCAACUACCGCUCGGCCAUUGACCAGUUCGAGGGCGGCCGGAACAUCCGCACCGUUUCCGGCCCCACGGCCACGGCCGGCGUCUUCUGCACGUACCCGGCCGCCUUCAUGACCCGCACCGGCAUGGUCUUCUCCGAGUUCAUUGCGAGCACCAUCCUGCAGUUUGUCAUCUUUGCGCUGACGGACGCCAACAACAUUGGCGCCGGCCCGUUGACGCCCCUCUGUCUCUUCUUCCUCAUCUUCGGCAUUGGUGCCUGCUUCGGCUGGGAGACGGGUUACGCCAUCAACCUGGCUCGUGAUUUUGGCCCCCGGCUGGUCACCUUUAUGAUUGGCUACGGCCACGAGGUCUGGUCGUUUGGCGGCUACUACUUCUGGAUCCCCAUGGUGAUGCCGUUCCUGGGCUGCCUGUUUGGCGGUUUCCUGUACGACACGUUCAUCUACACGGGCCCGAGCCCGAUGAACACGCCGUGGCUGGGCCUGAAGCGCCUGGUUCACCCGCGCAAGACGCGCUCGCCCUGGGUCGUGUCGAACGUGUAA
Sporothrix brasiliensis 5110 is the source of this 993-nucleotide messenger RNA. RefSeq lists its product as uncharacterized. NCBI's taxonomy places the organism in Eukaryota, Fungi, Ascomycota, Sordariomycetes, Ophiostomatales, Ophiostomataceae. Gene Ontology annotation, biological process: glycerol transmembrane transport; water transport. The transcript has 2 exons. Gene Ontology annotation, cellular component: plasma membrane. The coding region runs from base 1 to 993 and encodes 330 amino acids. The record is from RefSeq and is a predicted model, not a curated record. Gene Ontology annotation, molecular function: water channel activity; glycerol channel activity.